AUGGCUUCUGCUGCUGCUGCGCAGACGCAUACUAUUGCCGUCGGAGCGUCUGGGUUUGCAUUCUCACCUGCAAAGACGGAAGCCAAUGUCGGCGAUACCAUCGAAUGGAUCUUCUAUCCCGAUGCUCACUCGGUUAUUCGCGCCGAGUUUGGAUUUCCUUGCACGCCAUACGAGUACAUUGACAUUGGCCGCGAGGGGUUCUACAGCGGAAACCAGUCGGUCAAGGCCAUCACGAACGAUAACUCAACCCAGUCCCUCGACAAACAGCUUGAAGCGGCCCUCCCAUUGACCACCCAGAUUCUUCCUGGCGAACCCUUCCCAACUGAAUCAGAUGCACCAAAGGCAACCAGCGGCGGCUCCAACAACGGGGCCGUUAUUAACAACUACCAUCACAGUGUGAGCGGCGGCCAAAUCGCCGGUAUCGUGAUUGGCUCACUAGCUUUUCUUCUCCUGGGAGGCCUAUUGGUAUACCUGUGUGGGCGACGAGGCGGUAUCAACCGCGCCUACAAGAGAACCCCAACCGCGUACCAGGCACAUCCCCCGCCGCCAUCUCAACCCGCCGUCACGGAGCUCAACUACUCGAUGCAGCCCAAGAGCCCAUCGACUCAAGGAUGGAGAAACAGUCACUACAGCAACUUCAGCGGUCCCUACCGUGACCACGCCACUCCCACAGCCCAGUUCUCCCCUCAACUAAGCCCCCAGCCUACGGGAUUCUCACAUCCCGUCAACGGCUUGCAGACCUACUACGACCACCGGAUCUCGUCCAUAGCUCCUAGCGUCGUUGUCGAAGCCCCGGACAACCAGGCGACAACUCCUGCUGCGACCCAUGCAGCACCCGCCGCUGCGCCAGUCGAGUUACCAACGGCGACAGACUCGGGUAAUUCUCCACCACCCAAAUACAUGCCACGUUUCUCAUUCGCAGGGCAGGAAAGUGAAUACCGACCAUCGACAAAGGAGUGA
This is a messenger RNA of Colletotrichum fioriniae, 960 nucleotides long. NCBI's taxonomy places the organism in Eukaryota, Fungi, Ascomycota, Sordariomycetes, Glomerellales, Glomerellaceae. The record is from RefSeq and is a predicted model, not a curated record.